Morchella importuna is the source of this 240-nucleotide messenger RNA. RefSeq lists its product as uncharacterized. The transcript has 5 exons. The record is from RefSeq and is a predicted model, not a curated record. The coding region runs from base 1 to 240 and encodes 79 amino acids. Lineage: Eukaryota; Fungi; Ascomycota; Pezizomycetes; Pezizales; Morchellaceae.
AUGACGCAGGGACCAGCCAACGAAACGGGAAUGCUUCGAGAAACACUGGUUUCGUUUUUAGCGCUAGGGUCGGAUGUGGAAGGCGUCGAUAAGAUUUUUUUUUUUGCUUGCAUUCGAGGCAGACAGAUAUCUCGCAUUGCCACGAUUAAUUAUAUGCUUAAUUCAGGUGCAGUAGUAGACCGGGGACCCUUUUGCCCAAUCCCUCUAGAGCUACUACCUACCGUCCUCUGUAGGCGGUGA